AUGACGUUAGAAAACACGAAGAUCUACUCCGUUGGAUUAAUUUGCAACAGCUCAACAGGGGCAAAUCUGACGAUGACAAACACCUGUCAUGGUCCUAACUGUCCAGACAAUAAAGUGGUUGUGGGAAAUAAUUCAACCUUUGACCCUUUCAACCCAAACGUCUAUAAAUCUUGUCGCGAUGUCAUCAGUGAUGAACCAAGAAAGGUCGUUACCCUUACAUCCGGGCUAGUCGUCAUGUGUGACACAGUGACAGACGGUGGAGGAUGGACCAUCUUCCAAAGACGUGUGUCUGGGACCGUAGAUUUCUACCGCGGCUGGGAGGAGUACAAACACGGGUUUGGGGAUUACGGCAUUGGGGAAUUUUACCUGGGCAAUGAAAACAUUUUCUGUCUGACUUCUAAAGUUGCCCACGAACUUCGAGUUGAUCUAGUCUACAACGGCACCUACUACGCCAAAUACUCCACUUUUAAACUGUCCAACGAGUCUUUAGGCUACAAGCUUUCUAUUUCUGGUUACACUGGCAACGCUGGAGAUUCUUUGUCAGUUCACAAUAAUCAUAUGUUUUCUACAUUUGAUAGAGAUAACGACGAAAAAGACUUUAGUUGCGCGGUACAGUACAUUGGUGCAUGGUGGUAUGCUGCUUGUCACAGCUCAAACCUGAAUGGUAGAUGGGGAAACUUCAGCUAUGGUCAAGGAUUGAACUGGCAUUCACUAACAGGCUACAACAUCAGUGUGCAGGCCUCUGAAAUUAAAUUAAGACCAAUACAGAUUUUAAGUUGA
This is a messenger RNA of Physella acuta, 780 nucleotides long. RefSeq names its product ficolin-2-like. The record is from RefSeq and is a predicted model, not a curated record. Lineage: Eukaryota; Metazoa; Mollusca; Gastropoda; Physidae.